This is a messenger RNA of Conger conger (European conger), 2018 nucleotides long. Its product is annotated as organic cation/carnitine transporter 2-like. The record is from RefSeq and is a predicted model, not a curated record. The coding region runs from base 1 to 1662 and encodes 553 amino acids. The transcript has 10 exons. Gene Ontology annotation, biological process: transmembrane transport. Gene Ontology annotation, molecular function: transmembrane transporter activity. Gene Ontology annotation, cellular component: membrane. Lineage: Eukaryota; Metazoa; Chordata; Actinopteri; Anguilliformes; Congridae.
AUGCAAGCUUCAGACUAUGACGACGUGACCACAUUUCUGGGAGAAUGGGGAUCUUUUCAAAAACGGAUUAUGUUACUCCUCUGUAUAAGCGCAAUACCAAACGGGUUGUCACUGUUUUCCAUCGUCUUCCUCGCUGACACGCCAGCUCACCACUGCGCGAUACCAUCAAAUGCCAAUAUUAGCGCGGAAUGGAUAAACUAUUCUAUUCCACUGGAAGAAGACAAAGGAGUGAUGCGAUACAACAAAUGCACCCGUUACAAACUGGACGUAAUACAACGUCUUUCGGACAAUAGAUCCGUGCCUGGAAUUGACGUGAAUGUUACUGAAAUAGAGCAAGAAAGCUGUAAGGAUGGGUGGGAAUACGACAAAUCAAUUUACGUUUCAACCAUAGUGUCCGAGUGGGAUCUGGUAUGUAGUGAUGCUUGGAAGGUCCCCGUGAUCACCUCCACAUGCUUCUUUGGCAUCUUAGGUGGAUCAUUUAUUUCUGGGCAGCUGUCUGACAGGUUUGGGAGGAAAAUUGUUCUGUUUGGAACAAUUGGACUUCACACUUUGUUCACAUUCAUCCUGAUUUUGUCCACAUCCUGGUUUAUGUUCUCCGCUCUUUUCUUUUUUGUUGGAAUGGGUGGACUUAAUACCUUUUUGAUAGCAUUUGUCCUAGGAGCAGAAAUUUUGACUCCAUGUCUUCGGACCAUAUACUCCACUGUGGGUAUCUCCAUUUUCUUUGCCAUCGGCUACAUGUUGCUUCCGCUGGCAGCCUUCUUCAUCAGAGACUGGAGAAUGCUGCUGAUUGCCAUCAAUGUCCCAGGAGUUUUCUAUCUCCCUCUUUGGAAGUUGAUCCCGGAGUCCCCUCGAUGGCUUCUCUCUCAGGGCCGGGUGGAGGAGGCGGAGGCCAUUUUGAGAGCCGCUGCCAGGAAGAACAGAGUCACAGCUCCAGAGGUCAUCUUUCAGCCUCUCCAGACAGAAAACAAGACAGAAAAAUUGAGCCGUCACAACGUCGGUGAUCUUGUGAAGUCCAAGAACAUCCGCUGGAUUACGAUCAUGCUGAGCUUUGUGUGGAUUGCAGUCUCCAUUGGGUACUUUGCCUUAUCAUUGAACUCCUCCAAUCUGCAUGGUAACCCCUUCCUGAACUGUUUCCUCUCUGCGGCUGUCGAGGUCCCGGGCAUCAUUCUGUCCUGGCCCUUACUUCGCUCGUGCUCAAGGAGAUUGUGCCUCUUUGCUACGUUGUUCCUCGGUGGAGUGCUACCACUGUUUACUCUGCUCAUACCAAGAGAUUUGAAAUUGGUAUCUAUUGCACUGGAGAUGAUGGGGAAAUUUGGAUUCUCAGUGGCUUUCACUAUCGUGUAUCCCUUCACGGCGGAGCUGUACCCCACAGUCCUGAGGAACACCGCGGUGGGCACCUGCUCCAUGGCUGCUCGGCUGGGCAGCAUUGCUGCCCCCUACUUCCUCUAUCUGGGAACCUAUUCCAAGUCCUUGCCGUACAUAUUAAUGGGGGGCCUCUGUGUUUUGGGAGGGUUGCUUAGCCUCCUACUUCCUGAAACCUACGGUAUGCCUCUCCCUGAGACCCUCGAUCACAUGCAGACGAUUCAAAGGUUUAAAAAGACACAAAAUUCAAAUACUCUUUCCGGGGAUACAACAGCAGUGGAAAAUGAUUCAGUGUUUUGACUGGAUUACAUCAACAUAUUGGAAAUUGGAUUACAUUGGGAUUGAGCUAUUACUUUUCACGGAUAUAACGUCUGCACCAUCAUUAAAAAAACAUUUUAUACCAUCCUGGUAUGUAUUCAUAAUAUUUUUAUUUAGCUGCUGUCAGUGUUGAGUGAGUUACUGGGUUUAUCUCUUUUGGCUUUUAUUAAACAAUGACUAUCAUAACAUAAAAUUGAUGAGAACCUGAAAGGCCUUGAUCAACCCCCUGGUCUCCAACUUGAUGGCAACUUUCUGACUUGAGCACAUUCAAAUUUUGUACCACCCAUAAAAUUCUGCCUUAUGUUUCUAUUUCCCACAAUUCGUUAUACUGAAUUCAA